Solanum verrucosum is the source of this 1458-nucleotide messenger RNA. RefSeq names its product putative disease resistance protein RGA4. Gene Ontology annotation, molecular function: ADP binding. Bases 1 to 1458 code for a protein of 485 amino acids. Gene Ontology annotation, biological process: defense response to other organism. The transcript is spliced from 2 exons. The record is from RefSeq and is a predicted model, not a curated record. Lineage: Eukaryota; Viridiplantae; Streptophyta; Magnoliopsida; Solanales; Solanaceae.
AUGGCCGAUCCUGUAAUUGGUGCUACUGUUCAAGUUUUGCUUGAAAAGCUGCUUUCUCUCACUAUUGAGGAAUUCAGUAGCUCAAGGGACUGCAACAAAGAUCUUGAAAUGUUGACACAAAAUGUAUCCUUCAUCCAAGCUUUCAUUCAUGAUGCCGAAAGACGACAAGUUGAGGAUCAGUCUGUGAAACUAUGGCUCAACAGGCUUGAGAGGGCUGCUGAAAAUGCUGAAAAUGUGUUUGACAAAUUCAGGUAUGAAUCUCUCAAAAGACAAGUGAGGAUCAGAAACAAUCCAAUGAGAAAGGUCAGUGAUUUCUUUUCUCAUACUGCUUUUAAGAACAAAAUGUCUCGAAAAAUCAACAUCAUUAAUGAAGAGUUGAGGGGUAUCAAUAAAGUAGCCAGAGACCUUGGUCUCCAAUCACUCAUGGUCCCUCCUCGGAAAAUACUACCGAUUCGAGAAACAGAUUCCGUAGUAGUUGCUUCGUAUGUUGUUGGCAGAGACAACGAUGUUGCUGAAAUAAAGGAGAAGAUAUUGACCAUAAGAGAGGAUAUUGAUCUGUGCACCAUUCCCAUAGUGGGUAUGGGGGGUUUAGGGAAAACAACUGUGGCCAAGAGAAUUUUCAAUGAUGAACAGAUCGAAAAACACUUCGAAAAGAGAGUAUGGUUGUGUCUACCUGAAAUGUCAGAUAUUAAGAGAUUUCUUGAACUGAUCCUCGAAUCAUUGACAAAGAGGAAAGUUGAGGUCCAGAGCAGAGAUAUAAUAGUCAAGACGCUACAAGAUGAACUGGCAGGAAGAAAGUAUUUGCUUGUCCUGGAUGAUUUGUGGCGUGUUGACCCAACAUUGUGGGAUGAGUUUGUGGACACCUUGCGAGGAAUAAAUACAUCCCGAGGAAACUUCAUUCUCGUGACUACUCGUAUGGAAUUGGUGGCAUCGACAGUAGCAGCAGUACUAGGUCCUCAUAUGUUGGAAAAAUUAGCAGAAGAUGAUUGUUGGUCCAUUUUCAAACAAAGAGCGUUUGUUGAUGGUAAAAUUCCAGAGGAAAUAGUGAGCAUGGAGAAAAGGAUUGUUGAAAUGUGCCAAGGUUUACCAUUGGCAGCAAGUGUGCUGGGAGGCCUCUUACGCAGUAAGGAAAAAGAUGAAUGGCAGGCAAUUCUUGAUGGCAACCCCCUUGUUGCAGGUAAAAAUGAUAACGGAGAAAAGAGCAUAAAGAAAAUCCUAAAACUCAGCUAUGAUUAUCUACCAUCUCCACAACUGAAAAAAUGCUUCGCUUACUUUGCAAUGUUUCCAAAAGAUUUUGAGUUUGAAAAGGAACAACUUAUCCAACUCUGGAUGGCAGAAGGCUUUCUCCAUCCAUGUCAAGAGACCACUGUGAUGGAAGACGUUGGGCACAGGGCAACAAUGGAGAAAAACUUUCUCAAGUUCGAUACUUUGGAUGUGAGUUACCAGGGGAUCAAAUAG